UCCCGAACCACAACAAAAAGGGACAAACUCGGUGUCCUCUCUUACUCGCAAGGAAAAAAAAGAAAGAAAACUUUAAUUUCCUGUCGUUUUCCCUCGGUGUCCACGUAUCUAAUGACCGUUGUCGUUUGAAGCAAAAAUGGAUACAAAGGAAGAUGGGGAGGCAGACACACAAAGUAUCGACAACCAGGCUUCUCAUACGAACCUGACACCAACCAUGCUGAAUUCCCUUGUCAUCUCUCCUUCAAAGUCUGUCACAAGGCCCACUCAGGCCCUUAGUCCCAUCAGAAAACCACCCUUAGGGCUGAGCCAUGGAAGCUAUCUAGAGAACAGUGAUAGGGGAAGGGCAUAUAGUCAGCCAGGCUCUUUUGACUCCAAGAUCAACGGAAACCUGAAUGAAAACCAAGAUGGACACAUACGGUCUGUUGCUGUUGUUAAAAGUUCAGAAGUUGAAUUUCCUGUUCAGUUCCACGAACUGCAGUCUAACACGGAUCUUAAGAUGCCUCCCUCAAACUGGUUACAGGACCACUCUUCAAUUAGAUUGCCAAAUCCUACGCACAAACAUGCUGAUUUUUCAAGCUUCUUGAUGGCUCACCAAUUCCUAGACUGCAUCGGGGAAGUGGAUGUCAUAUCAGAUGCCGAGAAUAUAAAGAAAUUACUGAAGAUCCCCUACAACCCCAAGGCUCACGUGAGCAUGAUGAUUCACCGCGUGGGCAAGACACUCCUCAUCGAUGAGUUUGACAUCUACAAGUACCUGCUUAGGCAGUCAGAGAAGGAGUGGCAGUGGCUGCGAAAGUUCUUUUUUGAGCAUGUGCUUCAGUCUCUUGCACACAAGGAAAAUGUAUUGGUGAGGCCCAACAAGAGUCGCAACGUUGUGCAGAGUCGGAGCCUCCUAUCAAAGUUUUUGUACCACAGCAUCAACGAGGAAGAGAACCGUCCUGCAAGCCCCCCUAGCCAGUCAGAGACAGAGAGCCCAGUAUCUGUACGACGUCCCUCAGUGCUGCGGAAUGAGGUAAUGCCUGAGCCCACCAUAGAGGACCAGCUGCCACAAGCUUCAGGCCAGACUUUUACAAGGAAUGUGGUGUGGAACUUUGAAGACCUGCACAUGCUCAUAGGGACUGAUUUGCCCAUCUUUGGAGGAGGAACUCAUCCUUGUGUGUCAUUGAGGCUGAGGGAUAUGAACAAGCCAAUCAACAUAUUGACUGGCAUAGACUAUUGGCUAGACAACCUCAUGUGCAACGUACCAGAAGUUGUUAUGUGCUACCACCUGGAUGGGAUUGUUCAGAAGUAUGAGCUCAUCAAGACCGAAGACCUUCCACACAUGAGCGACUCGCAGUUCUCGCCGACACUGGUGCGAGAUGUUGCCCAGAACAUCUUGUCCUUCCUCAACAGCAAGGCAACUAAGGAGGGGCACACAUAUUGGCUUUUCAAAGGAAAGGAUGAUGACAUAGUUAAGCUGUACGACCUAACCUCACUGUGCAUAGAGGGUUGCAUCAGCGUGGAUGGGUUAGAGGAAGAGACGCAGAACGAGGAUGCAAGCAACCCCUUCACCGUACCUGUGGCCAUGCUCUUCUAUAGGGUUGCCAAGAACAUGCGCACCUCAGAGGACGCCCACAAUAAGAUUGCAACAAUAAGGGCCUUGUUGCGGAACUCACUGAGCCUGUUAAACAAGAAUGAGUAUCCAAAAAUCGUCUCCUCGGCACAUUACAUGCUCUCAGACCUUUAUGUACCCCAAGACAUUGACCCAGACUCCCCAGUUUUGUCGGACUGUAGUGAUGAAGACAGUGAGUGGUCCUCUACAGUCAGUAGCGACAACGAGGAUCAAAGUGAUGAUGAAUGCAAUGCAGAAGACCACUCUGUCACCCUUUCGAACCGUAGUUCUUCAAUUAAGGUUUCGUCACUCUGCCUCCCCCAUGCUAAUAAAACACAGUCGCAGCAUUAUAAAGCCCCUCCCCUGUUGGGUACACUUGAGGAGCGAUGCCAUUGUGCUCUUAACCAUGUGAUAGAAGCCCUACAGUGCCUCCACAUCUCAAGUACAAGUGAGAGAGAGCAUCACAGCUCCUCAAGAGGACAAGAGCCCAUGUGUUCAAGGAGUCACCAGGAAGAAGAACCAAAGAUGGCAAGGCCUUUUGAGCCAAUUCCCAUGCCAUAUUCUCCCCUUAAUGCAGAGAAGCAGGAUGAAAAGACAGCCCUAGUGGUAGCCAAAGAUAAGACAAAUGACCAUAGGCUGACAGUGUCCUUAUUUAGUCAGCAGUAUGCUGUGGCGAGUUGGUGGGAUAAGUUGCAUGUGCUAGUCCUGAGAAAAGCAUCAUUAGUGUACCUUGUCAUGGCAAGGAGUUGCUUCAAUAGCCAAAGGUAUGGCCUUGCCUUAAGGUAUGUGAAGUUCUCCCUUCAUGCUUGGGAUGGCAUGGCUCGCAAGCUUGGUGUCAAGGAAUGUGAUGUCCCCGUCCCAUGCCAGGCACUGACAUUAGCUGGUGACACAUACUACAUGCUCUCAAAGGCAUGGGAUGAAGUGGCCAGUCAUAUUGAGGACUAUAACAAUGUCAUUUCAGCACACCAGGACAUGCUGUCACUCCUUUCCAAUAUUUUGCCGGCCCAAGAGUGCAACUGGACCAUCAAACUAGCCUGUGAUGUUGAAGAGGCCCUAAGGCUGAGCUCAAUGUGCUUUGAGAAGGCCCUCUCAUCUGCCGAUCCUCAAACAGCCAUUCACCUGUCGCGUCGCCUGGGGAACAUCUGCAACGAGCUGGGAGUCAUGUACAUGAAUCAGGCAUCAAAGCUCUGCGAGGAAAAUGACAUUGGGUUCCAAGCGGCGGAAGAACUGUGGCAGAGAAGUGCCGAAGUCCUCAACCGCGGAAUCACAAAUUUUACACGUGUGGGUGACGUUACCAAUAUAGCCCUCCUGCAUUCCAACACAGGCCGUCUGCUCCGACUCUGUGCAUUCUAUUGCGUCCCCAAAGAAGGUGUGAGGGAGUUCUCCAAACAGGAAAGACACUAUUAUGAUCAGGCAAUAAAAGAAUACCAGAAAGCAUUAGAAGUCUUGAAGUCUCGGAAAAAGUGUCCAGACAUUUGGGAUCUUGUAGUGUGGGAAUUUAGCACAACUUUAUAUACCAUAGCGUCCUUGUUACAAGACCAUCCCCCGUUGGAAUCAAAGCCUGGCGAAGAACAUAGUCGUGAAGUUAUGGAUCUUCUCACUAAAGCUCUCAAACACUGUGAUGUGAAAACACUAGGAGCACGACAGCCUCUGUACCAGUACCGGGCUGCAGUUAUUUACAUGCGGCUUGCUGGCAUCUAUCACAAUGCAGUGAGACAUAGCCAAGGAGAUAAGAAAACCAUGAGGCAUCUGGCAGAGCUCAACUACAGCAAGGCAGCUUCGCUCUUCAUGCAGCUGGAGAACCCAAUUGAUAUUCUCAAAGUACAACUGGAUCAGGCAGUGCUCAUAGAAGAUCAGAUGUCAGGGACAGCAAACACCCCAAUCACCAUGAAACUCCACUUUUCAAUCCUGCAACUACUGAUGGACUCCAUCUCCGCACUGAAAAUCAUCACCCAGACUGUGGCCAAGCCGAAGACCAACCCUCAGGGAGCAGAAGGCAACUCGGGGGAGCCUGGUGCAACCUGCAGUGCCAACCCUAGAGAAAAGUUUCAUACUGGAAGUCCCAGCAGAAGUAAGGCAGGAGACAAUAACAACGGAGAGGAGAAAGAGGUUCAACCCCAGACCGAGGCUGUGAUAUACGACGACGAGGAGAGCCAGGAGAAGAUACUGGCACUCCUGAAAGUCUUUGAGAAGAAGCUGCAGAACUCGCUCAUGUCGCUCAUUAAGUUGUAUGCUCAAUCAAAGUGCUCAAAAAAGAGCAGCAGCUACAGUGGAAAUGAGGUGACCUUGUUAAAGCAGAUGUACAGCCUCAGCCUGAACACUCAGUCCCUUCCUCUGGGAUCCCACCUCCUGACAGCUGUGACUGCAAUCAGCCCUCUGUUCAACCAGGUCCGCCCCCGAAGAUGAUGCCAAACGAAUGCGCGAGUUCCGUCCACUUAUUCAGUUCAAGACUCGGUUUUAUUCUGAGUGGAUGUUUCAUAGUUUCCCAGAAGCUGUGUUACCUGAAAUCACUUCAGUUAUAGAUUUUUGUCUCUCUAAACGAUAUAUCCCACAUUCUGACCAUUACAUAAAGAGCGUUACUUCCAUUAAUAGUAUGAAAUAUCUUUCAGUUCGCUUUUUCUCACGUUUGCACUAAUUAAUCACGGUAAUUACUCUCAUUAUCAGAAUCAAGUGAGUCUCUCUGUGUAUACUCAGACAUGAUCUCAUUGAACCCAAACAUUCUUUCAUUCCUGAGUUCCUUUCAUUGACUAAUUAUGUGUUCAUUUUUGUCAGGUUAUUUUUAUAUGUGUUCUCAUUAAAAGGGGAAGUACGUAAGGCUUUCUCCCUAUAGAUGGCUUAUUCUUUGUAUAGAUUUCGUAAAAAUUUCAAGAUGACCUGAUAUUCUGUUUAGAUAUUCGUGGUUUGACUUUUGGAUUGUAUUCAGCAUUACAGUAUUGUCCUUUUAUGCUGACUUUCUUUCUUUUUAUGAACUUGUCAGCAUUGUUCAAAAAGUCGUGCCAAGUGGGAAGUUUGAAAGAUUUGAUUGAUUGGAACCAGAUUUUUGUUAUUUAUUUAUUUUUUUGUUUUUUCAUUCAUGAAACAUUGAUAGUAAUGUAAUUGUUGUUAUUAUCAUUAUUAUAAUAAUUAUUAUGAUUUUAUUAUUGCUACUCACUUACUAUUAUUAUUAUUGCUAUUAUUAUUAAUAAUAUUAAUACUCUUAUUAUCAUUGUCAUUGUUAUUGAUGUAAUAAAAAUGAUUUUUUUUUUUUUCUGUUAUUUUGACUAUGAUUUCUUUUUCUUUUUCUUUUUAUUCUUGUUUUUAUCUGGAGUAGAAAAGGAAAAUUUCAUGAUAAGAGAGAUAGCAAUUUUUAUGCUAUCGGGAAGUGUGAUACAUGAUAUUUAAGUGGAAAUAUCAUACUUACAGUAACAUACCACUCGUAUGGAACAUAUUGAGUUGCAUCAGUGAUAAAAAGUUAUUUUGUAUAUUAGAUAUUGAUUUAGUAAUCUUUCAGUUUCUAAUUGUGAUAUCAUUUGUAUUAUGUAGAUUCAGAAAUAACUAUAAACUACAUAGUGUAUCUAUUUUCUUUUGUAGUUAUGCUUUUAACCCACUGCCUCCAGGGUUGGCAUUGCCUACAGUGAGAUUAGUUUAUUAAUUGUAGUUACACAUAGAUGGCUACACUAGUGCUUUGUCACCGGUGAAUCAAUCACUAGUCUGAUAUAUCUUGCCUUUCCCUUGAUUUUUGGUUAUUAACUUUAUAUAUUGAUUUGUUAUGCUGUUAGAUGUGUUAAUAACACAAAUAAUUUUAUUCUCUCUAAUAAUAACAUGAUUGAUAUUAAUUGCAUUCAAAAAACAAAUUCUGAAAACUCAAGGAAGGGGAAAAUCAGGCAAAAGGCACGUAGACUAUUAAUUGACUCUUUGGUGGCUGAGUGCUUGUAGAGCCAUCAGUGUGCAGAUACAUUUCAUGAGACAAUACUACCAAGAACAUCACAUUUUCCCUGUGGCACUGGGUUAAAAAGGGUUUCUGUGCAGGGGAAAAGAAGAAGUACUUUCUAGAGAAAGCAUCUCUUCUUUUCACCUGUUUUCUUAUCAUCUAGAAUAUAGGACAGCAAAUAAACACAAGCCCUAUAUAUUAAGUUCCUUGCAGAUAAAAUUUUCUGCAACUUUAAUACAGUAAGUUUAGCAGUCAGUUAUUUUUCUUACAUCUUAUUUUUGAGAAUUAUGUUUUUAUUUAUUUGCAUGAUUAUUUAUGCAAGUUCUCCACAGAGUGGUGUUUUACUGUAUUUUUUUAACAGAGGAUAUUGGAUAUGUGAAUUAAUUUUGUUAUCCCAGGGUAAGAGGAUCACUGUAUUAAUUCUAAUGAAUGUAUGAAGAUCUAUUUAUUGAAACUGUUUUUUGUACAUGAAUGAGCUCUGUAGUGUAUAAUAAUCUUGAGUAAACAAGAUGUGAUAUCA
This is a messenger RNA of Penaeus indicus, 6018 nucleotides long. Its product is annotated as erythroid differentiation-related factor 1-like. The coding region runs from base 137 to 3994 and encodes 1285 amino acids. Gene Ontology annotation, biological process: positive regulation of DNA-templated transcription. The record is from RefSeq and is a predicted model, not a curated record. Lineage: Eukaryota; Metazoa; Arthropoda; Malacostraca; Decapoda; Penaeidae. Gene Ontology annotation, molecular function: protein binding. The transcript has 18 exons.